Molecule: messenger RNA, 1317 nt
Organism: Sarcophilus harrisii (Tasmanian devil)
Lineage: Eukaryota; Metazoa; Chordata; Mammalia; Dasyuromorphia; Dasyuridae
Gene: ASCL5
Product: achaete-scute family bHLH transcription factor 5
Exons: 1
Coding region: 1-621 (206 amino acids)
Biological process (GO): developmental process; regulation of transcription by RNA polymerase II
Molecular function (GO): protein dimerization activity; RNA polymerase II transcription regulatory region sequence-specific DNA binding; DNA-binding transcription factor activity, RNA polymerase II-specific
Source: RefSeq, a predicted model, not a curated record
AUGAACAAUAAUUUCUGCCGGGCCUUAGUGGACCGCAGGUCCGUGACUUCCCCCAGCUGUAUGCAGCUGGGGAUUGUGGCCCCUCCUGGGCAUUCCCACCUUCCCCCCACGGAGUCCUUGAUGAGCAUGCCUUUCCUGCUUUACCCCAGCAAUGUGGAGCCAGCCUAUUAUGACACAUAUGGUGGGGUCUUCCCCUACGUCCCAUUCCAUGGUCCCUUUGGAGUCUAUGACUACCCAUUUGAGCCAGCCUUCAUCCAGAAACGUAACGAGAGGGAGAGGCAGAGGGUGAAAUGUGUCAACGAGGGCUACGCCCGACUCCGGGGGCACCUUCCAGGGGCACUAGCAGAGAAGAGACUCAGCAAAGUGGAGACCCUUCGAGCUGCCAUCCGGUACAUCAAAUACUUGCAAGACCUACUUAGCACAGCACCGGAGGGCACAGCUUCCACCACUGGGAGUAGUGUCCUGGGUGGAGGACCAGCUCCCAAGCCUCCCCCUGGCCCUCUGACGGACUGCACCAGUGAUGGCGAAUCCAAAGCCUCUUCUUCCCUGGUCCCAGAGUCUUCCUCUUCCUCCUACUUCUCCUCAUCCCCCUUCUGUGAAUCAGAGGAAUCCAGCCACUGAAACCCUCCCUCCCACAGCGCCUACAACCCUUCCCCUUUCUCUCUUCAUCCCUCUAUCUCUGAAUCAACAGUCAACAGUGUAGGUGCUCCAGGUGGGAAAGGGUGCAAUCUAAUGGGCAGUUCUCUACCAAUUCAUCCUUCUUAUCCCAGGCUCCCUAAAGAUGUCCAGGAAUCAAGGCUCUGUAGACAAACCUUGUGAAUGUGCUCUGCAGUAUCCCAUGAUCUCCACCAGAUGGCUCUAAACCCCAAAAUUCUAGCAUCUCCUCCAGGUUCCAGCCAAUUCCUGUGACUAAAUGGUAGCACAAUUGACUUCUCGGUAGCAGUAGGAAUUGUCCCAAGCAGAAUUCCUUUCAAGGACAUAAUCACAAAUCCAGGCUCAUGAAUCAAGAUACCGUCAAACUCCCUCCCUCACAAUUAUAGCUUACACCAAAAAGGGAAGAGGAACAAGUAUUUAUUGAGUGCCUUCUAGAUGCCAGACACCAUGCUAAAAGUUUUUCAAAGAUUCUCUCAUUUGAGAUAACUCAUUUUGAGUUUAUCAAUUCAAAGAACCUCGAUUUCUCUCCUGGGCCAUGACAUAAAGGAAUACUUGAAUACUUGCAGAAGAGGGAAGUGGGAUAUUGUGGGAUUUAUUCUUCUAAGCUCUUUCUGAGGUCAUAGUAGGCAGUAGGUAAAAGCUGGGAUGGAGGGCAGCUAGGUG